This is a messenger RNA of Maniola jurtina (meadow brown), 1374 nucleotides long. Its product is annotated as dynein axonemal intermediate chain 2-like. The transcript has 2 exons. The coding region runs from base 134 to 940 and encodes 268 amino acids. NCBI's taxonomy places the organism in Eukaryota, Metazoa, Arthropoda, Insecta, Lepidoptera, Nymphalidae. The record is from RefSeq and is a predicted model, not a curated record.
UAUGAGUUAAGUCGAAUUGCUUUUAAAAUGCUUUUAAAUUACUAAAAUGAAAUAAUAAAUAUUAGCUACCCUACUUGUAAUAAUAUAUAGCUAUAGUAACUGCUACACACUUCACAGUGUUUGAAAUAUAAAUAUGGAUUCCAGCUUAUCCUAUAUGUACCUAAAGAAGAGGAAGGACUUUGGAAGGCAAGCUUUGUUUUGUGAAGUUAAUGCAACAUUAUUAGACUCCAUUGACCCCGAUAAAUGUGAACAGAAGCUAUAUUGUUGUCGUAAUCCAGUUAAUCGGCAGACUCAAACUUCUGUAGUUUUAUCUGAGCACUAUGCGAAUACUAGAAAAAUAACAACAUGCAAUCAAGGAGUUGAACACGCUGAAGGGGGAUGGCCAAAGGAUAUUAAUAGUAAUGAUGACGAAGCAACUUCUCGAUACCGAAAACGUAUUGAACGAGAUGAUCCAUAUGUUAAAGCAAUUAUGUCUACAUAUCCCAAGUUCACACAUUAUAUUAAUCAAAACAAUGCUAUCGACAUGUACAAUAUGUACUUUAAGGAAAUAGAGUCUAAAAAGUCAGUGGAAAAAUAUUCAUUUCGUAUGAAUAAAGCAGCGACUGAUGAAGUUGGUGACAUAAAGGGAUCGCUAAAUCUCAUAUCAUUAUCUCAAGAUCUGAUUUGGUCUGAGGAACGAGAUAAGCAAUUGAUGAUACAAUGUUUUGAACGUGAAUAUCGACGAGAACAUAUUCUUGAGACGAGAGUCAAAGAAAUACGUCUAAGAAUCAAAGCAGAAGAGGAAGCUGCAGCGGCUCCAGGCCUAACUGAAUCUGUUGAGGAAAAUUUGAUAGUAGAUACUGAAUAUGAAUAUUUCAAAAUGGUGACAGAGGAAUUACAAAAAUAUGACGCAUUAACUAAUCGGCCUAAAAAUAGGUUAGAUAAAAUGCGAAAACGAUAAAGUCGCUAUUUUUAUUUCUUUUUUUUUUCAAAAAAGUAAUAAUGAGUAGCGUGUGCAAUAAAAUAAAACUACUUAAUGAUUUUAUAGCAUACGAUAAUUAAUAUGUAUGUAAUAAUAAAACUAUAUUCACGGAAAUAAACAUAAAUUACUUAAGUAUUUUUAUUUUGUUCUAUGAAAAUGUAUUUGCUAACUCUACCAACGUCGUAGAGCUUUCUAGGAAGUUAGCUACAGGCGGAAGCCUAUUAUUAUUAGCUUAUUAGAAUUUACUUUAUAUUAUUAUUAGUUGAAGAUAAUAAUACUGAAACACACUUAAGGAUAAAAUAAUUUCUUAGUUAAGUUUCAUAUUGGUUUGUUUCUAUUAAGAAAGAUCAUAAGCUAAUGCUUUUUUUUACUAUUAAGUUUAAAAGCUAAUUUCGUUUAUUACUUCUACCAAC